AUGUUGAGGGCUAUUCUUUUCUCAAUCCUCCUGGCCUCCUACGGCCUGGCUGUCAAGAUCGUUUCAACAAGCCAUUGGGACAUUGGUACGGACAUCCAAGGAUCUGAACGUCUCAAUGGCGUAAGCUAUCAGGAGGACGUCCUCAUCACAUUUGGCGAGCAUCAAUAUGUCACAUUCUACGAGACAGCCCCAGCGGGGUACGGUAAUCAUUCUGUGAGGGUUGGUCGCCGCCGCGUGCUCCCAUCUGUCGGGGCAUGGGAGUUUUUGACCCUCACUGAUUACCUCCAAACGACUCUAGACGGUCACAAUAUGAUCUCUAUGGGGAUUUCUGGCGACGGUCGAAUUCAUCUGAGCUUUGAUCACCAUGAUGUCCCGCUAAAUUAUCGAGUUUCCAAUGAUCCUAUAGCAAUUACCGUACCAAUUUGGACCGCCAGUCUAUUUGGCAGUGUAGUUCACCAGCUCCCCGGAUCAUCGGGACCUUGGACACCACUCACCUAUCCGCGGUUCCAGUCUCUAGAGAACGGUGAUCUUCUGCUAGAAUUUAGAAUUGGCCAAUCCGGAUCUGGAGAUAGCUAUAUUCACAGAUAUUCCAGCACCUCUCGCACGUGGCAGGCAUACGGCAAAUAUCUCCAGGGCAAUGAUAACAAUGCUUACAUCAACGGCCUCGAUGUGCUUAACGGACGGCUCUAUACCUCCUGGACGGUACGAGAGACACCAGAUGCGAACACAAACCAUGAUUUGUUUUUUGCAUAUUCAGACGACAGUGGUCAGAGUUGGUACAACACAAAGGGUGCAGCGCUGCCUGAUCCAAUUCCUGUGGACCAAGAUGUUGUCAAGGUUUGGAGCAUUGCUCAGAAUACUGGUAUGGUAAACCAGGAAGGGCAGCUUAUUGAUUCCAAGGGAAGGUUUCACGCACUCAUGAGGGGCAACUCUUCCGGGCAGCGGGUUUAUGAGCAUUAUCUAAGAAGCACCGAUGGAACCUGGGUGCGGAAUCUCAUCAACCCAGGUGAUAUAUCUCCUCCAGAUCUGUAUGCACCUCGUGGUAAAUUUGCUGCGGAUGCCGAUUCUCGUUAUCUGUUUGCUCUGCUGCCCGAUUUACCAGCUCUACAACUCCGUGUCUAUGUGUCGACCAGUGAUGGGCAGUUCAAGGACUGGCAGCUACUUACCGUCGUUUCUAACGCUUCCUCUGAACCACUCUUUGAUCAGAAGAGACUGAAGGAUCAAGGAAUUCUCAGUGUCUUUGUUAGACAAGGUGGUCCAUUUCCCGAUCGGAAGGUCCAGGUUUGGGAUUUCAAACUAGAGUUGUAA
Molecule: messenger RNA, 1308 nt
Organism: Clonostachys solani
Lineage: Eukaryota; Fungi; Ascomycota; Sordariomycetes; Hypocreales; Bionectriaceae
Source: the annotation of a GenBank genome assembly